Messenger RNA from Ilyonectria robusta, 4316 nucleotides. Its product is annotated as MRC1-like domain-containing protein. Gene Ontology annotation, molecular function: anaphase-promoting complex binding. The transcript is spliced from 2 exons. The record is from RefSeq and is a predicted model, not a curated record. Gene Ontology annotation, biological process: mitotic DNA replication checkpoint signaling; mitotic G2 DNA damage checkpoint signaling; activation of protein kinase activity. Bases 251 to 4120 code for a protein of 1289 amino acids. Lineage: Eukaryota; Fungi; Ascomycota; Sordariomycetes; Hypocreales; Nectriaceae.
CCGUCGCCAUUUACGCGGGGUGAGGCGUCGCGCUCGCGCAUCACCAAAAUCGCGUGUCGCGUCAAGCUGGGUCCACACACCACUUAAACCUCCAGCCCAGGCCACCCGCAACAAUCCCUCUCCUCUCCAAUUCUACAUCCACAACACACACCUCUCAAACCCAACCAUUUUUUGAUUAAUUGUUCUUCCUCUUGAGAUACCCGCUGUUUUACAUAUUCCCCAUCAUUUUUUUUAUCCAUUGCAACUCACCAUGUCUUCUCGCGCCUCGUCCCCCGUGUCGGGUGGCUCUCCCGAGCUUCUGACGCCGCGGUCCAAGAUCCGAGCAACUCUUGCAGCCGUGGAGAGCAGCGACGAGGAGGCUUCUCCCUCAACCAACAUCACAAAGAACAAAACCCCCCAAACGACACAAUCAGCACCUCGAGCCAUCGGCCUACCACGAUUGCCUACACAUGACACCGAGUCGGACGAGUCAGACGAAGAGAUCCGACCAAGGGGGCGGCUCGCGUCCAGGAUGCAGGGCAUCACCCGACCUUCAGAACCAGCAAAGAACAACACCGCGGAAACCGCACGUGAACGUCUCAAGAAGCAGUUUGGACUCGGGGAGCAGGAGGCCGAAAAGACGCCCGAUGUCGAGAUGGCAGACGCGGAAGACGAAGACAACCAGCUCCCUGUAGCGCCGCGGAGGCUGGUGCGCAAGAUCACCCAAGCAACCACAACCGAUGACACCACACGAGCAUCCAGGUCACCCAGCCCAGGCCUUUUCGUAUCUUCUCCCGCUCGUCCGUCCCCCUCGAAAUCCGCCCACAGUGCCUCCGGUUCCGAAGAUGAUCUGCCAACUCUCAAGUCAGAUCGAUUCAAGGCUCUUGUUGAGCGUAAACGAAAAGAACGCUUGGCUCUGGAAGCCGCCGAGGAGGCCCACAAUGCAGAGAAACGUGCUCAGCAAGAGAAGCUUGCCUCCGAACUCGACCAAUUGGCGUCCGACGACAAUGACUCCGGUAUCACAGAUGACGAGGGUGGUCGAAAACUCACCCAGGGUCCCCGACCUUCAGCCCGCAAGGCAAGCCGGAAGGCCAUUGAGGAGAUGAACCGAGAAACCCAGAGGAUGGCGAGAAACAUGCAGCUUGCCCACCAAGCCAAGACGCGAAAGAAGAUCACCAAGAGCAGCUUAUUCCAGCGCUUCAACUUCCGACCUGCCGGCGAGCCCGAACCCGAGCCCAAAACGGCGAGCUCAAGCCGACCCACCAGCCCUCAUUCAGAUGCUGAGAUGGAGGAUACCGACACACCACCGAGUUCUCCCCCUGUUGAGAAAUUACCCGCCCUGGUACAGCCAGAGGCCAAUGAUGAGGAAGCGGAUCUACCAACAGUAGAAGAAUUGGCCUCGUCCCCGAAGCGACGUCUUGACAAGGGCAAGGGCAGGGCCAUUGACGUUCCAGAACUGCCCAAAUCGUCCCCCAAGGCCAAGCGUCAGGUUCGCAUCAAGCUGCCACCAGUAACGGCCAAUGUUACCUUAAUCGACUCGGAUGAUGAGCUCGAAAUCACCACGACAACUAAAGAUAAGGUCCUCGCCGUCUUCGACAGCAUGCCAGCCAGGAAGGCUCAGGAGUCUCACUCUCUGCAAGCUCUGCGAGCACUUGCCCAGGUAGGAUCUCCGGGUAGGGAGCCCCGACGACGACGAACCGAUACCCAUGAAAUGACAGCUGGCGAGCUUCAGGCUUCCCUCCAGCAAAAGGCCAGGCAACAGGCCAAGCUGGAGCGUGAACGCCGAAUUGAAAUGCUCAAGGCUCAGGGAGUGGUCAUCCAAACUGCUGAGGAGCGCGAGCGUGAGAUGCAAGAGGUCGAAGACAUCGUGGCCAAGGCACGGGACGAAGCACAUAAGCUCAUGCAACAAGAGCGAGCGGAGGUGAAAAAGGAGAGGAUGGAGAGUGGAGAAGUUGACCCGCUGGCCUGGGAUGACAGCGAUGACGAGGAGUAUCAAGCCUCUGGCGAUGAUGCUGAUGCGGAACUCUCUGCCGUUGAGUUGUCUGGUUCUGAGGAGGAGGAGGAGGAUGAAGAGGCUGGCGGCAAUCCAAUGUUCGAGGACGAGGCCGAGGAUGCGGACUCCCAGGCUUCUGUCGAGGAUGCCCAGGAUGAGACCCCUGUGGCCAGUCAAGACCUGGAUGAAGACGCCGACGACCUGCCAGUCCUGAACAAGCGACGCUCACGGAAGCAAGUCGCCAUCAUCUCCGACGACGAGGACGAAAUCGAGGCCACGCCAAAGCCAAAGUCGAAGACGAUGUUCAAAUCACCUACCGUUCCCGGCACCCAGUCUCCUGCAGCCCCUACCUCAGUGCUGCGAUCAGCAAAGAAGACCUUCAUCCCUGGAUUACCUGUCCAGGGCCCAGCCGGCCUUGGCCUCACUCAAAUCUUUGCUGGAACCAUGGAUGACAGCCAAAUGUCUGCCGGCGGCCCGACACAGUCCAUGAUGCCUGACUUUGACAAUUUCCCUGAUUCAAACUUCUCAGCUACCAUGGACGAACCCGAAGACAUGAUUGUGGAUAGCCAGAAGGAGGAGACUCAGGGUGUUACCCAAGGGAUUCAGCUGAAUUUCUCCCAAUCCCAGAUGCGAGGCCUGGACAGUUUGCUACGCGAGGAGUCGAUCACUCAGUUCUCUGACAUGGUUGAACUUUCCCAAGACGGCGGGUUCCAAGCGCACACCCCUCUGAAGGAGAGAUUCGUCGAACCCCCCAUCUCCACCGUCGAGACGGUCAUGGUCGAUCAAAAUGAGGAGCCUGGCCAAGACUCGCCUCUUGUUCGUCGAGGUCGACUCCGACGGAGAAUGGAAACCCCGCUAGUUGAGGAGACUCCUGAGCCAGCCACCGUGGAGAAGCCUGAGACAGCCUUCAACAUGCUGAACGAGGGCGCCAAAGAGGAGAAGAAGCGCCAGCUCAAGGAGACCUUCAACCUGAAGAAGAGCAAGGCCAAGGAAAUGAUUGAGGAACAGGCUGAGGAGUCCGAAGAUGAAUAUGCUGGUCUGGGUGGUGUCGACGGCGAGGACAGUGACAAUGAGUCUAUUGCUUCAGUCAAGGAGAUGAUUGACGAUGCUGCUGGAAACAAUGUCGACGAGGCCAAGCUGGCAGCAUUUUAUGCGGACCGCGAGCGUGCAGAUGAUGAGAAGCAGGUUGAGAAGCUUUUCAAGGACAUCACAACCGGAAUGCUUCGACGCAAGCGCGGAGCAGACUACGACCUCUCCGACUCGGAUGACGACGGCGAGGCUCGCCGGCGCAUGAAGCGUCGCCAGUUCGCCAAGAUGCAGAAGGCCCUCUUUUCUGACGAGCGCGUCAAGAAGAUUGCUGAGAACCCUGGCAACCAGGCGUUCCUCCGAACCAUCGAGGACCACGGCAGUGAUGACGAGAUGGACUUCCUGGGAGGUAUCGACCAGCCCAUAGAGGAGUCGCAGUCUCAGUCCCAGGACGACGAGGGUGCAAAGCCGCAGACCAUCCCUGACAGCCAGCCCCGCAAGCCUUUGGGCUCUGCAGGGGACAACAGGCCAUCCGCCCACAUAAGGAAAACCAGGGAGGGCAAGAAGCCGUCCAACAUUGGCGAGCUCCGCGAGACGCUCUCCAAUCUGUUGGAGGAGCCCCAUGGCACCACCAUUCCUGCCACCGACGCUGGGUCUGACAGCGAGGAUGACGAGCCGUCGUCCCCAACUCGUAGCGACAAGGAGAACCACGAGCCGAACCCUCGCCGUGGUCGUGUUGCCGUGGUCGACCGCAUCAGCCUCAAGCGAAAUAACUCAUCUGCCUCGAAUGCAUCGGCUCGCCUUGCCUUCGCAACCGCAGCAUCAUCCACCUUCAAGGUCCCCGCACUGCUUCGCCGCGCGACCACCAACUCGCUCAUGUCGGGUUCCUCGGCGUCCACGACUAGCUCCGGGGUGUCGACACCCUCGAGCGGGUUUGGCGAGGAUGCCAAGAUCAAGAAGAAUGCUGGAAAGAAGAGCGGCGUGAACGCGUUCGCACGAGAUAGCGAGAGGAGGGCUCGUCUUGAGCAGAGCGAGCGGAGGAGAGAGGAGAGAAAGAUCCAGGGCGCGGAGAAGAGAAUUGGUCUUGUGGGUGGAUUAUUGGGCAAAGGAACGUUUGAGUAAGGAUUGCAUUUCAACGGUGUUGGGGGUAUUAUAUAGGAGAAGGACUUUGGGGCUCUGGACUAAAUGAUUUGGCAUGGCGUUCACGGUCGAGUAACAACCAGAGUAUUUGUGUUACUCAAUUUGAGGCAACUUGGGCAUAUCCAUUUGGUGGAGUUUGUUAUUUCAAGGCAAGCAAAUCAUGACAAACAAAUCAUAC